Messenger RNA from Cygnus olor (mute swan), 1430 nucleotides. RefSeq names its product nuclear factor I X (gene NFIX). Gene Ontology annotation, biological process: regulation of transcription by RNA polymerase II. The coding region runs from base 186 to 1430 and encodes 414 amino acids. The record is from RefSeq and is a predicted model, not a curated record. Gene Ontology annotation, cellular component: nucleus. The transcript has 9 exons. NCBI's taxonomy places the organism in Eukaryota, Metazoa, Chordata, Aves, Anseriformes, Anatidae. Gene Ontology annotation, molecular function: DNA-binding transcription factor activity, RNA polymerase II-specific; RNA polymerase II cis-regulatory region sequence-specific DNA binding.
CGGUGGGCGGGGCCUCGGCGGCGCUUCCCGCCGGCAAAAGUGCGGCGGGCGCCGAACUUCGGCCAAACUUUCCCCGCGCCGCCGCCGCCGCCCGGUCCCGGUCCCGGUCCCGGUGUCCCGGUCCCGGUGUCCCGGUCCCGGUCGCGGCCCCCCGGCCAUGCCCCGCCGCGGCUGACACCGCCGCCAUGUACUCCCCGUACUGCCUCACCCAGGAUGAGUUCCACCCGUUCAUCGAGGCGCUGCUGCCCCACGUCCGGGCCUUCUCCUACACCUGGUUCAACCUGCAGGCCCGCAAGCGCAAGUACUUCAAGAAGCACGAGAAGCGGAUGUCGAAGGAGGAGGAGCGCGCCGUCAAGGACGAGCUGCUGGGCGAGAAGCCCGAGGUCAAGCAGAAGUGGGCCUCGCGCCUCCUGGCCAAGCUGCGCAAGGACAUCCGGCCCGAGUGCCGCGAGGACUUCGUGCUCUCCGUCACCGGCAAGAAGGCGCCGUGCUGCGUCCUCUCCAACCCCGACCAGAAGGGCAAGAUCCGCCGCAUCGACUGCCUGCGCCAGGCGGACAAGGUGUGGCGGCUCGACCUGGUGAUGGUCAUCCUCUUCAAGGGCGUCCCGCUGGAGAGCACCGACGGCGAGCGCCUGGCCAAGGCGCCGCAGUGCGCCAGCCCCGGCCUCUGCGUGCAGCCGCACCACAUCGGCGUCACCAUCAAGGAGCUCGACCUCUACCUGGCUUUCUUUGUGCAGGCGCCCGACUCGGGACAAUCGGACAGCUCCAACCCCCAGGGGGACGCGGACAUCAAACCACUGCCCAACGGGCACCUGACCUUCCAGGACUGCUUCGUGACGUCGGGCGUCUGGAACGUGACGGAGCUGGUGCGGGUGUCCCAGACCCCCGUGGCGACGGCGUCGGGCCCCAACUUCUCGCUGGCCGACCUGGAGAGCCCGGGGGGGUACUACAACAUCAGCCCCGUCGCCCUCGGCCGCCGGCCCCUGGGCCCCCCCACCGCCAGCGGCCCCAAACGCCCCAAGGCGCUGGACGAGGGGGACCUGGAGGGGCCCGGGGACGACGUCUUCUACCCGGGGCCGGGCCGGUCGCCAGCCCCCGGGAGCAGCCAGGGGCCGUGGGGGGGGGACGUGGACACCGGCCCGGCGGCGCUGAAGAAGUCGGGGAAGCUGGAUUUCUGCAGCGCGCUCUCGGGGCACGGCACCAGCCCCCGCAUGGCCUUCGGCCACCACCCGCUGCCCGUCCUGGCCGGCGUCCGCCCCGGCAGCCCGCGGGCCACGGCCUCGGCGCUGCACUUCCCGUCGGGGUCGCUGCUGCCGCAGUCGGGGCCGUACUUCGCGCACCCCACCAUCCGCUACCACCACGGCCAGGACUCGCUCAAGGACUUCGUGCAGUUCGUCUGCGCCGACGGCGCCGCGCAGGGCCCCAGGUGA